GAAUACUUGGAUAUAAAUAACAAGAGGAAUCAAAACUAGUCAAUCCUUAUUGGGCAGCUCAGCCAUGGUUGCUUCUUCCCUGAUCUCCACAAACUUCCUCUUCUCUUCUCCUCCUCGCUCCCCAAUCCGAAAGCUCACCAUUGUUUCCCUCCACAAAAUCCCAACCCCGUCUUCUUCACAUGUCAAACCCCACAAACGCUCUCUGCUUCCCUGCAGACCCUUGUGCCCUCCAUGUCUCAACAAGCUUCUCCUCACCACCAAGAAUCCAUUCUCGUUUGCCUUCGACUCCUUGCUCAUUCUCUGCACUUCUCUAGCUCUGUCCCUGUCCCUGCUCGUCGCCGACGUCGACUCGGCCUCUGCUUUUGUGGUCACGCCGCAGAGGAAGCUGCAGACGGAUGAGCUGGCUACGGUGCGGCUGUUCCAGGAGAACACUCCCUCUGUGGUUUACAUCACCAAUCUCGCCGCCAGGCAGGAUGCGUUUACUUUGGACGUGUUUGAGGUGCCGCAGGGGUCUGGGUCGGGGUUUGUGUGGGAUAAAGGUGGGAACAUUGUCACCAAUUACCACGUGAUUCGCGGCGCUUCUGAUCUCAGGGUCACUCUUGCUGAUCAGUCAACUUUCGAUGCAAAAGUUGUUGGAUUUGACCAAGACAAAGAUGUUGCGGUUUUACAUGUUGAUGCACCCAAAGACAAACUUAGGCCUAUACCAAUUGGUGUCUCUGCAGACUUGCUAGUUGGCCAGAAAGUGUUUGCUAUCGGCAAUCCUUUUGGGCUUGACCAUACCCUUACUACUGGUGUUAUCAGUGGACUACGCAGAGAAAUCAGUUCUGCUGCAACUGGUCGUCCAAUCCAAGAUGUUAUACAGACAGAUGCUGCCAUUAACCCCGGUAAUAGUGGGGGGCCACUUCUAGACAGUGCAGGGAGCCUUAUCGGGAUAAAUACCGCAAUAUAUUCUCCAUCGGGUGCAUCAUCCGGUGUUGGGUUUUCUAUUCCAGUUGAUACUGUAAAUGGCAUCGUUGACCAGUUGGUCAAAUUCGGGAAGGUCACCAGACCUAUUUUAGGAAUUAAAUUUGCACCCGAUCAAUCUGUUGAACAGUUGGGGGUCAGUGGAGUACUUGUCCUAGAUGCACCGGCAAAUGGUCCAGCUGGAAAAGCGGGAUUGCUACCAACAAAGCGUGAUUCCUAUGGCAGACUCAUAUUGGGUGACAUUAUAACUUCUGUGAAUGGAAAAAAAGUCACCAAUGGCAGCGACCUGUAUAGAAUUCUUGACCAAUGUCACGUGGGUGAUAAGGUGAUUGUAGAGGUGUUGCGUGGUGAUCAGAAAGAGAAAAUCCCUGUUGUACUUGAACCGAAGGCUGACGAGUCGUGACUUACCAAAUGGUUGGGCUCGUGUAUCUAAAAUGUAACACAUAUCAGAUGAAUUGCCAUUUGUUCAUAUGUAUACUAGCUUGAUGAUAAGGGUUCUCUGGUACAUAAUUUAACUGCUGUAAUUACCCCUUAUGCUUUAUAUGUAGUUCAAUGCAUAUGAUGUAGAAGAAGUACGUGCACAAAACAGUGCCCUUUUAUGUCA
Rosa rugosa (rugosa rose) is the source of this 1567-nucleotide messenger RNA. RefSeq names its product protease Do-like 1, chloroplastic. The transcript has 8 exons. Gene Ontology annotation, biological process: proteolysis. Gene Ontology annotation, molecular function: serine-type endopeptidase activity; protein binding. NCBI's taxonomy places the organism in Eukaryota, Viridiplantae, Streptophyta, Magnoliopsida, Rosales, Rosaceae. The coding region runs from base 65 to 1366 and encodes 433 amino acids. The record is from RefSeq and is a predicted model, not a curated record.